Bombus huntii is the source of this 2273-nucleotide messenger RNA. RefSeq lists its product as uncharacterized. The record is from RefSeq and is a predicted model, not a curated record. The coding region runs from base 697 to 1065 and encodes 122 amino acids. NCBI's taxonomy places the organism in Eukaryota, Metazoa, Arthropoda, Insecta, Hymenoptera, Apidae. The transcript has 5 exons.
CAAACUGAGCCAGUAGCCGAGGCUGACACCGCUGGCAGACGUUCGAUCGUUACGCGGCGAAUCAGUGUUGGUCGGUGGUCGGGCGUACCGCGAAGCACAAUUUGGACAUGCGUAUCGGUCGUUAUCGUUCGUACCCGCGUAUGAUCUCUUCUUUCCGAGAUAUACAUAUAUCUUGUAACAGUAACGGUAACGGCAAUUCUCACAUUUAGUUUACACGGAUAUAUUUUGCUUUUUCACGGGAAGGAAGAGUAAAAGAAGGAAGAAGUAAGAGGGUGAGAGGGUGGGAGGGAGGGAGGAAGGGGAAAGAGGGAGAGGGAGGGAGAGAGAGAGAGGCAGGGAGCUAGACGUGAACAAAAACAGGAUGUCGAAACUGCAGUUGUACUAAAAUCAAGUAAAUCCUCACAGAAAACUCGGAUUAAUUGAUUAAGACGGACUUGGACUUUGGAAAGGUUGAAAGGAAAUCGAUUCGAGUAAGGUCGAAAGAAUACAUCAUGACAUUGAAUAGUCGACACUCGGUCUCCCUUGUAGAACGAAUGCGCACCACCUGUAGCUCGAUAUCUACAUAUGCCCAAAAGGUCAAUCGCCUUUUCUUCGAGUUUCUCCGCAAAUUUUCGACAGAAUGAAUAUUUCACUGAAAUAUUCUAAGAAUAUCACUGGUCAAAAUUAAUCAGAUUCGAGCCCAUCAACGUAGAAAUUAUGACUGAAGAAAUGAACAAUACCGUUUCUUGUAAAUGGACUAUGGAGGAACGGGAAAAGAUGUUAACUACUGGGACGCUGGAACAACAGAGAGAGGCUUUCAAAGAUGACGAAGAGCUAAUGAGAGAAACGAGCAAGUUUGUGAGUGAAGUUAUACAAACGGCGAUCACGGAAGCAUCAAAAAGGAAGGUGUUGACGGAGAAAGCUGUCAGUGAAGGAAGUAGACUGAAGGGUAUCGGUAGCGUCGCUGGUUGGAAUCAUCGUGCCCGUGGAUUCUGCAGUCGAAUACUGAACGCGCUCUGUCCAUGCUUCACUAGCAACGAAUUAUUCAGCUGGACACCGUACCGAUAUCGCUUCACGAGACCGUAAUCGUUCGCUGUCACCCGGAAUUACCGUGCUUUGCCGAGCAACCAUUAAUCCAAUUGAUUAAAUAAUAAACAGCAUGAAUAACUGUCGUGAACGCCGUCAACUAAUGUAAUUUAGUGAAGUGCGAGCAACGACAGGUUUUCGAUUUUUCGUACUACUGGCUUUGAACAGUUGCACAUUGUAGACCUUUUGAUUAUAUAGUAUAUCUAUAUUUUAUUAUAUCUAUAUUAUAGUAUAUCUAUAUUAUAUUAUUAUAUUAUACAUAUGUAUGUAUGUAUGUAUGUAUGUACACGCGCACACACACAAUAUGUAAUUGAACAUACAUAUGGGCACCAAAACCAGAGUGUGUUAAAUUUCAAAAAUGCUAUUUUACACGUUAUAGACAUGUUUUCCGUAUAAAAUUUGUCAUUCUUCUCGAUAGUAAACAUUUUUUCGUUCCAUGUCGUUUAGUUUCCCGCUACUACGAUUUGCUCUUUUCGAAAGUUUGGAAGGUAUGAAUUAAAUACACUCUGGCACUGAAAUCCAGAUCUGUCUAAGUAUUAAGUACGUGCGUACAGUUGUAUCGAAUUAUUUUUUAUACAACAUGAUUACACAGAAACAUUAGUGUUCAAUGUAUUUAGCUUUCUCUUACGAUACAGUGUGUGUAAUUGAUUAACUACUCCCUUGCGUUUCAUAUAUCUAAAAGGUAGUUCCAUUGUACAGAAUGCAAAGAAAAAUAUUAUUAAUGUGAGAAAAUUUCGUUCGUUGUGCAUUAGCUAUGUAUUUAGAUCGACUGUAACCGUUUUAUCUGAUACUUUAACGCUAUUUAAACACGGUUCAAUCGAUAGAAGGAAGAACGGGAUAACGGAAAAACAUGCACGUAAACGAUGAUGAUGCGAGGGGAGAGAAUAGGUAGACAGAGCGUCAACGAUUGAUAUGUAUGUAAAAUGUAAAUUCGUUGCACAAUUAUUUGAUGUGGGAUCAAAAGUAAAAAAAAGCCUAUUGACUGACAAUCAAAGAUACACUUAAUCUUUAUAAUGAUACGUAGCUAAACUAUCCAAAAAUAAUGAAAUAACGUGCUAAAUAUGUGUAUGUUGUGAAUAUGUAUGCAUAUGUAUGUAUAAACAGGAUAUAUGACUCUAACUUGUAUGUAUGUAUAAUAGAUGCAAUUACUGUUCUCGUGCAUCUGUUAGUAAAUAUACAAAUGUAAAUAAAAGGACAUUAAUGAGCUA